CGUUGCAGACAUUCAAUUUUUGAAUUCGCUAUGAGCUCCAGCCUCAACAACAGCCUCUCUUUUGACGUCCCCAUCGGAGAUACACCUCCGAAGACAAGAACUCCUUUAAGACCCAGAACCCCUUUCAGAAAUAUCGGUACUACCGAGGAUCUCAAUAAAAAGUUGGAAUCAGCAUCUGAACGUCGAAAACAGGCACUUGAGGUGAUACUUCUUCCUAGUUAA
Molecule: messenger RNA, 222 nt
Organism: Protopolystoma xenopodis
Lineage: Eukaryota; Metazoa; Platyhelminthes; Monogenea; Polystomatidea; Polystomatidae
Source: the annotation of a GenBank genome assembly